UUUGCCGAGCAACUUCAAGAUUUCUUGAUUGGGUCCCAUGUAACAAACAUCCGCAAGGGGCCUGUUGACGUUUGUAAACAAUACAGUAAUAUUCAACAGUUCCUUCUGGAAGAGAAUCAGGCCCCACCUCUAUAUAUAAGAAAAAGCUUUCGACUCAUCUGUCAUUUUGCUGAGGAUCUGAUGUCCAGAAUUAUUCAAGGUCAUUUUGAACUAGCUGGCAUUAUAGCUGUUCAUUACAACCUUUAUUUCUCUUUGAAUCCAUUUUGCUCAUUUCCAAUGAAUGUGCUGUUGAAAAGUUAUGCAGGCAUAAGACGAAGCUGCAGUUCAUUUGGAAGCAAUGCAUUUAAUAUCAAUUGAUAUUAAUUUUGGGAUGUUUUUCAUCAACUAUUUUGGUACUUUUCUGAUAUUGCACUUCUAAUAAGAGAGUGUAUGAGCCAUGGAUCAGAACAGCAGCAGUGGGAACCUGAUUCUAAUUGAUAGCGACCCCAGGGUGUUGAGGGUGAAGACGGCCAUAGUGCAAAUGCUGGUGUGGUUCUUUAUUUACAUCGACAUCUUCAUGCUCUUCACCUUCUUCAGUAAGCAGGCUUUCCGGGGCACCGCACGCUACAUCCUGUUUGCUCACACCCUGCUGGUGGACUCUGUACUCCUGCUGGUCACUGACCUGGUGGUGCUGCUUGGCUACUUCAACGUGCUUAUACCUGUCAGUUACUGCAUCGUGUUCUGCGUUCUCAUAGGGAUCACCAUUAGAAACACGCCUUACACCAUCACUGCUAUGUGCCUGGAGCGCUACGUGGCCAUCUGCAUGCCGCUUAGACAUGCCAGCAUCUCCACCACUGGCAAGACUAUGGCUGCCAUCGCUGUCGUCUGGGCAUGCAGCUCGGUCAAAGUCAUGAUGGACCUCGCCAUCCUCGUUGUUAUGGCCCCACCGGGCUACUUUGCCAAGCCCACUUCAUGCCAGUACCACAUCUUGCUGUUGACUGAGUGGCACAAUGCCAUGCAUGUCAUCUUAAAUGAGGUGAUCUUUGGUAUUAUUAUGGUGAUCUUGCUGUUCUGCUACACCAAGAUCAUGCUGGCAGCUCAGACUGCCUCUGGAGAGAAUAAGCAGUCUGUGUCGAAGGGGCGACGCACGCUCCUGUUUCACGGCCUGCAGCUCAUUCUGUGCAUGGCUGAAAUGUGGUCCCCCUUUAUACUGGCUGCUGCUCAGAAGCAAAGUCAACAAUUGUACCUGACCAUCAGAUUCUUCGUUUUCAUUGCUUUAACCAUUAUCUCAAGGGCCCUGAGUCCCCUUAUCUAUGGCCUUCGGGAUAAAAAGUUUUGCCUUGCCCUGAAAUAUUACAUGAGCUGCAAGGUGUACCGCUCUCUGGAGAAACGUAGCAGCUUAGAAUGAAUGUGUACUCCCAAAAAAGGAUUAAACAAAAAUGCAGAAAUUUGAUAAGUUUGCAUGAGUUUUAAUGAAGAGGUGAUAUAAAAUGUCAACCCUAAAUUACUGUGUAUUACAAGAUUUGCAUAUUCUAGUUCCAAUCAUUUUCUAUUGUAUAAAUUUCAUUUAAACAAAAAUGAGCCAGGAUCCCCUUCUACAUUUCAAAAUUGCAGUUCAUAAAACCUGUACCUUCCAACCAGCAUUUUUCAAGUCCAAAGAGUUUCGUUUUUGAAGUAAGCUAGUCUGUGCACCAGCUGUGUGCUAGUAUCCUAAGCUUCAGACAGGCACAGUUGGGGUGGCUGCAGGUGCCCAAGAACCUGCCCCUUUUGCCCCAAGUGCCUGAACUGCCCCUUUUAUUAGAU
Molecule: messenger RNA, 1782 nt
Organism: Anguilla rostrata (American eel)
Lineage: Eukaryota; Metazoa; Chordata; Actinopteri; Anguilliformes; Anguillidae
Product: odorant receptor 131-2-like
Exons: 2
Coding region: 437-1387 (316 amino acids)
Biological process (GO): detection of chemical stimulus involved in sensory perception of smell; G protein-coupled receptor signaling pathway
Cellular component (GO): membrane
Molecular function (GO): odorant binding; olfactory receptor activity; G protein-coupled receptor activity
Source: RefSeq, a predicted model, not a curated record